GAGCCGAAGGAGUCGCUGGCGGCCGCGAGCGCGACGGCGGCGAGAAGGGAGCCAGCCGGCGCUGAUUCUUAUGGAAAACUGUUUUUGAAGAGAAAUCUAUUUGUUGGAAUGCAAUAAAAAAAGAAUGAAUCAAGAUAAAACCUCUAAGUGCAAGUACCAGAAAAAUUACAACACAUCACAGUGAAUUUGCAAGUGGAUCACCCUUCCUUGUGGGUUUGUAGGCAGUUGUUGGACUGCAAAAUGGGUCUCCGGAUUCACUUUGUUGUUGACCCACAUGGUUGGUGCUGCAUGGGUGUGAUUGUCUUUGUCUGGUUAUACAAUAUUGUUAUAAUUCCAAAAAUUGUCCUCUUUCCUCACUAUGAAGAAGGACAUAUUCCAGGCAUAUUAAUAAUAAUAUUCUAUGGCAUUGCAAUAUUUUGUCUGGUUGCCUUAAUAAGGGCCUCAAUAACUGAUCCAGGAAGACUCCCUGAGAACCCUAAGAUCCCACAUGGAGAAAGAGAGUUCUGGGAAUUAUGUAACAAGUGUAACUUGAUGAGACCAAAGCGUUCCCAUCACUGCAGCCGCUGUGGCCACUGUGUUAGGAGAAUGGAUCAUCACUGUCCAUGGAUUAACAAUUGUGUUGGUGAAGAUAAUCAUUGGCUCUUUCUGCAGUUGUGUUUCUACACUGAACUUCUUACUUGCUACGCGUUGAUGUUUUCUUUCUGCCACUAUUACUACUUUCUUCCACUAAAAAAACGUAACUUGGAGGACCUCUUUGUUUUUAGACAUGAAUUGGCCAUAAUGAGACUAGCUGCCUUUAUGGGGAUUACUAUGUUAGUUGGAAUAACGGGACUCUUUUAUACUCAACUAAUUGGCAUUAUCACAGAUACAACGUCCAUUGAAAAGAUGUCAAACUGUUGUGAAGAAAUAUCGAGGCCCCGAAAGCCAUGGCAGCAGACCUUCUCAGAAGUUUUUGGCACUCGUUGGAAGAUCCUGUGGUUUAUUCCUUUCAGGCAGAGGCAACCACUGCGAGUUCCCUACCACUUUGCCAAUCACGUCUAAACAGAUGGAUGGUGGGCACAGAUGGGUCCUCCAUGCUGGAAAUGCGUUACAGGUUUUCUGAUAAUAGAACGAUGACAGUCUUCAAGUCAAUUAAAAUCCACCCACCAAUCUUAGGCAUCAUAAUGUGCCCCAGGCUUUAUUUUAAUAGUGAU
Messenger RNA from Pteronotus mesoamericanus, 1193 nucleotides. RefSeq names its product zinc finger DHHC-type palmitoyltransferase 21 (gene ZDHHC21). The coding region runs from base 241 to 1041 and encodes 266 amino acids. Lineage: Eukaryota; Metazoa; Chordata; Mammalia; Chiroptera; Mormoopidae. The transcript is spliced from 9 exons. The record is from RefSeq and is a predicted model, not a curated record. Gene Ontology annotation, molecular function: palmitoyltransferase activity.